Messenger RNA from Oncorhynchus mykiss (rainbow trout), 2865 nucleotides. Its product is annotated as t-SNARE domain-containing protein 1. The record is from RefSeq and is a predicted model, not a curated record. Gene Ontology annotation, biological process: vesicle-mediated transport; intracellular protein transport; vesicle fusion. NCBI's taxonomy places the organism in Eukaryota, Metazoa, Chordata, Actinopteri, Salmoniformes, Salmonidae. Gene Ontology annotation, cellular component: synaptic vesicle; membrane; endomembrane system. Gene Ontology annotation, molecular function: SNAP receptor activity; SNARE binding.
CAGGUGGCAGGUCAUGUGAUGUUUAAGCCGUAGCUGUCUGGAAGCUGCUGCUAAAUUGGAGUUGAAUCUCAGAGCAGACACUCACUCUCUCUCUCUUUCCAGAGGAAGACAGACCCAAAACCACCAGGACAGGAUGUCUUACGGAUCCAUCGAUGGAGGCUCCUUUGGAGGCAGCCGAAACCCUUUCGGAGGCCCCAAGAGGCAGGGCUACCAACCAGUAGCAACACAGGUCAGCUCCUCAGAGCUGCAAGACGUGUUUCAAGAGACCUCCUCCAACAUUUUCCAGAUCAAUGCAAAUGUUGUAACAUUAGAGAAGAGUCUUCAAUCAUUAGGAACGUCCAGAGACACUGCUGAACUGCGACAGAGCCUACAUUCUACACAGCAGCAAACCAACAAUGUCAUCACCAGCACCAGUCAACUCAUCAAACAACUCUCUGACAUCAUCACUGGCUCUACACGGCAAGAUCAUCUUCAUCUGACUAGACUGAAGACAGGACUCUCAGAGUCGGUUCAACGCUAUGGAGAUCUGCAAAAGAAAAUUGCAGACCGUUCGAGGGCCUUGCUACCCCCGGCACAGACAGAAAUGAAGCAGAGUCCCCAGACUCCGUUUGCAGAGCUGUGUGAGGAGGGGGGUCCCCUGUUUGGCGGUGCAGCAGAGAGCUCCGGGGGGGAUGGACAGGAGCAAGCGUUCCUCUCAGAGAUCAGUGAGGAAGAUGUGGAGGCCCUGCGCCAGAGAGAAGAGGCCCUGCUGCAGAUUGAGAGGGACAUGUUGGAUGUCAGCCAAAUCAUGCGAGAUCUGGCCAGUAUGGUGCACGAGCAGGGAGAUGCCAUAGAUAGCAUUGAGGACUACAUUCAGACCACCACAUCCAACGUGGAGUCAGCCAAUCAGGAGCUAGCAAAGGCCAGCCAUCACCAGAGGCAGAUUAGGAAGAGGAAGUGUUACAUGCUGGUGGCGGGAGGCUUCAUCCUCAUCCUUCUCAUCAUCAUCAUCGCUGUGUCAGCAAGAAAAUGAAACCAACCCCAGAGGUAGCUGCAGUCAUAGUGCUGUGACCUCUCUGCUUCUGCCCCACCUGACCACCUGACCCCUGACCUUUACCAGCAGUCUCAGACAGGAGGGGCUGCCCCACACCAACACCUCUACUUCGUCAUGGCUGUCUCUCCUUAGUUAUGUAGUUAGAUAUUUGGUGUACGCAGGUGUGUGUGUGUGUGUGUGUGUGUGUGUGUGUGUGUGUGUGUGUGUGUGUGUGUGUGUGUGUGUGUGUGUGUGUUUGUGUGUCAGGCAGGGGGCGGGGGGCGGGGGGAUAGCUGGUACUUAUAUUAUCAUCUUUAAAUGAAUGGCAUACUAGUCUACUGUGGUUCUUUUAUACUGUACCUAACUAUGGUAGCUGUGGCAGCCAACCAGCCAAUCAUGGAAGAGAGGUAUUGAUGCAUCCACUUACUUUACCCUGAUUUCCUCUGUGUUUGUUUACUUGUUUUUGUUUUUUAAGCACUGGAUCAUAUUUACCUGAUGCUACUGUAUCUACGAAGUAUGAUAUUAAAAUGUUGUGUAGUACUUAUGAUUAUAUAAAUACAUAAAUGAUCAUUAGACAAAUGUAUCAAAUGGUGUGAUAAAAAGAGUACUUUAAAAUAUGAUUUACAGCUUUUUUCAGUCCUAUUUUACUAUCAUUUUACUCUUGCUAUCCUCUGUCUCUCUCUCUCGCUCAUGCAAACACAGACACACUUGCACACAAACAUAUCUAUCUGCCAUGAUCUGAGUGUAAAGAGUGGAACAUGUGACAUAAAUUACAGGUUUGUUGAUCGCCUGAAGCACUCACCCUCUGGCCAAUCAAUAGGCAGUAGAGUCAACCACUUUCCCUCCAUUCCCUCCAAAUGUCUCAUCCUGUUACAUAUUUUCCAGGAAGGCUUAUUUAGAGAUACUAAUAGACUUAAUUAAUCUCUCAGAGGGGUGAUUAUCAUCUCUCUGACUUCUCCCGUGGGCUGUAUGUGUGUGUUAUCACUGAGUUCUCUGAAAAGAUGGGUAAGACUCUUCAGUGUGCAGCUUCAGUGUCAGCUCCUAGCCUUUUCUGCUUCCGACGUCAUGCAUCUUUUAUUAUUACUCUUCCCUCACAAUCCACCGGCAUCAGUGGGCUCUAGCUCUUAACUCAUCGCAUGCAUACACAAAUCUGAAGUGUUUUAUUAUUGUUAUUUUCUCUUAGUCUUACUGAGUCAGUGUGCCCAGAUAUUCAUUUGGGUUUUUUAAUUUGUACCUUGCAGAGAAAAGGAACAAAAUGAACCAAAAGCACCAAAAUGUUUGUGAAUCUAUCACAGAACUUUGGUGGCACUCUAAUUGGGGAGGAAGGACUCGUGGCAAUGGCUGGAGCGGAAUCUUGGAAUGGUAUUAAAAACAUCAAAACAUGGUUUCCAUGUGUUUGAUGCUAUUCCAUACUCCGUUCCAGCCAUUAUUAUGAGCCGUCCUCCCCUCAGCAGUCUCUACUAGGAACCUAUCUUCAAGGUCUGGCAUCACUAUUCAAAUCUAUGCAUAUAUUUAAGGUGAUGUAACUUACUGUAGCUUCUCAUAUCCCUGACAAAAGCUUAAAGUUUCUAGAAUUGUGGUGUGGGCGAUGAGAAGAUGAAUGAUAGCUGUGGAUACUUGUGAACGUUUUCUGUUUGAAUUAAGUUGUGCUUCAUUGAUGUGAUACGUUCCUUCACUGCUUGUAAAAAUUCUCAACGUCGCAAAAUAUGAUUAUUCACAAUGGUAACGUUAUGAGAACGUUGAUGUUCAGAAAGGAAUUUGUAGCACCUAUUACUCUUCAGCUCUUUAUUUUACCGUUGUAAAAUGUACUUACAUUGUGUCUUUUUGAUAAAUAAAAUCUCCUAGAUAUCAGA